Molecule: messenger RNA, 372 nt
Organism: Fusarium sp. VM40
Lineage: Eukaryota; Fungi; Ascomycota; Sordariomycetes; Hypocreales; Nectriaceae
Source: the annotation of a GenBank genome assembly
AUGCUACCCCUCGGUCUACUGAACGCGGCCCAAGGCCACCCCAUGCUGGUCGAGCUCAAGAACGGCGAGACUCUUAACGGUCACCUGGUUUCCUGCGACACAUGGAUGAACCUCACACUGAAGGAGGUGGUGCAGACAAGUCCGGAGGGCGAUCGAUUCGUGCGGUUACCGGAGGUUUACGUUAAGGGAAACAACAUCAAAUAUCUUAGAGUGCCCGACGAGAUUAUCGACCAGGUCAGCGAGUCACAGAAGGGCCAGCAAGGCGGUUUCCGAGACGGACGAGGAGGACAAUCAAGAGGUGAUCACAGCGGACGUGGUGACCGUGGACGGGGUCGUGGUGGUAGAGGCCGAGGACGGGGACGAGGUCAAUAA